GGCGCACUCGCAGUCUCGCUGCCGCAGAGUCAACUUCCAGCGCGUCCCGAAACACACUCACACCGCCAAAAUGUGCGACGACGAUGUUGCUGCGCUAGUAGUGGACAAUGGCUCCGGCAUGUGCAAGGCCGGUUUUGCCGGCGACGACGCACCGCGCGCCGUGUUCCCGUCCAUCGUGGGCCGCCCUCGCCACCAGGGUGUGAUGGUGGGUAUGGGUCAAAAGGACUCGUACGUGGGUGAUGAGGCUCAGAGCAAGAGAGGUAUCCUCACCUUGAAGUACCCCAUCGAGCACGGCAUCAUCACCAACUGGGAUGACAUGGAGAAGAUCUGGCACCACACCUUCUACAACGAGCUGCGCGUCGCCCCCGAGGAGCACCCAGUCCUCCUCACUGAGGCCCCCCUGAACCCCAAAGCCAACAGGGAAAAGAUGACCCAGAUCAUGUUUGAGACCUUCAACUCCCCCGCCAUGUACGUCGCUAUCCAGGCCGUGCUCUCCCUGUAUGCUUCCGGUCGUACCACUGGUAUCGUGCUGGACUCCGGUGACGGUGUCUCCCACACCGUGCCCAUCUAUGAAGGUUAUGCCCUUCCUCACGCCAUCCUCCGUCUGGACUUGGCUGGCCGUGACUUGACCGACUACCUCAUGAAGAUCCUCACCGAGAGGGGUUACUCGUUCACCACCACCGCUGAGAGGGAAAUCGUGCGUGACAUCAAGGAGAAGUUGUGCUAUGUCGCCCUGGACUUCGAGCAGGAAAUGGCCACCGCUGCCGCCUCAACCUCAUUGGAGAAGUCGUACGAGCUUCCCGACGGUCAGGUCAUCACCAUCGGUAACGAGAGGUUCCGUUGCCCUGAGGCUCUCUUCCAGCCUUCCUUCCUGGGUAUGGAAUCGUGCGGCAUCCACGAGACCGUGUACAAUUCCAUCAUGAAGUGCGACGUCGACAUCCGUAAGGACCUGUACGCUAACACCGUCAUGUCCGGUGGUACUACCAUGUACCCCGGUAUCGCCGACAGGAUGCAAAAGGAGAUCACCGCCCUCGCUCCCUCCACCAUCAAGAUCAAGAUCAUUGCUCCCCCUGAGAGGAAGUACUCCGUAUGGAUCGGUGGCUCCAUCCUCGCCUCCCUGUCCACCUUCCAGCAGAUGUGGAUCUCCAAGGAGGAGUACGACGAAUCCGGCCCCGGCAUCGUCCACCGCAAGUGCUUCUAAGCGCCGCGCCCCUCGCGCCCCCCGCGCCCGCCGCGUGAUAGUGCUGUGUGUUUGGUGCUCUUGGUUCGAUAUCGGAACGCAAGCAUUUUGUACGUUGUACGUAGUGAUACCUGACAGAACUGAACAUCUAAAUA
Messenger RNA from Hyposmocoma kahamanoa, 1335 nucleotides. RefSeq names its product actin, muscle (gene A1). The record is from RefSeq and is a predicted model, not a curated record. The transcript has a single exon. The coding region runs from base 71 to 1201 and encodes 376 amino acids. NCBI's taxonomy places the organism in Eukaryota, Metazoa, Arthropoda, Insecta, Lepidoptera, Cosmopterigidae. Gene Ontology annotation, biological process: mitotic cytokinesis.